Molecule: messenger RNA, 4292 nt
Organism: Ictalurus punctatus (channel catfish)
Lineage: Eukaryota; Metazoa; Chordata; Actinopteri; Siluriformes; Ictaluridae
Product: lipid scramblase CLPTM1L
Exons: 19
Coding region: 452-2065 (537 amino acids)
Cellular component (GO): endomembrane system; membrane
Source: RefSeq, a predicted model, not a curated record
AUAAACGUUAUUGGCCCAGAUUUACUGAGUGACCGAAACCCGCAAAAUGGCGUUCUCAGGUUAUUACGUUCAGCUAGCAUCUGGAAACCGGUAAAAUAUAUGAGGGAGGGAUGACAGCUGAAAAUAGAACUCACGUUUCCUUGCAUAGAUUAAAAGAGUAAGAAAAUUCUCAUUGCUUUAUCCAUCCAGUGCGUUUUUAUUUCUUCUUGGCGCACUGAUAGCGCAUCGUCCUGUCAUUCCCUGAAGAUUUACUCACAGACCUCGGAACAUUGAAGAUGAGAAAUAAUGGUGCUUAGUCUUCUACCUGACACCAAAAGCCUGCCCCGAGGGAUGAGACAGAUCCGGCGACGUUAUUUGUGAGCAUUAGUGUGUGAAGUCCUGCACCUGCAUCCGCCUACUAUCCAUCUUCGACUUUAAUUCAUUUGGAUUCAUUUGUUUAUUUGACUGAAAAAUGUUUCCUUCGUGCUAUUCUAAGCCCAAGAAUGGCUCUCAGUUUAAGAUGUCGUACACGAAAGUGUUGUUUGGGGUGUUGGUGGUUUAUGUGCUUCAUACGUGUUGGGCCUUAUACGGCUUCGUGCACACUAAAGCCUGUGACAGCGCUAAAGGUGACGACUGCGUUACAUCUUAUCUCACUGCUAAACCGCGACUCCAGCUGAGCGUGUACUCGACGCUGGAUCCCAGUGAUGAGUCUGCGCACACACUCCUGCUCAAAGUGGAGAAAUUUGAAGUCCAUACCAAGCAUGAAAGGCAAGUGAAUGUGGCAUUGUCGGCACUGAAUCCAAAGAAUGGGACCCUCCAUGCCGUGAUGUUUGUACAUAAGAGUGGAGUUUCUCCAUGGAAAGACAGCAAAUACGUGCGAAUUGUGGCUCGCCUGACCUCUCAGAUGUUACCAAUUCCUCCUAUGGUCAUCGCUGACUCUGCCAAACAGACUCAGAAGGGAAAAGAAGAGCAAAAUGUCAUGUCUUACUGGAAAUCCCGCAUCACUCUAAACAUGAUGACCGAGGACUUCACGUUUAAUACUGCAGCUGUGCCCAGCGACCUACGCAGAUACAUGAAAAUAGUUGAAGAUGGAAAGAAGGACAAAAAGAAAAUAUAUCUUCCCCUUUUACUUGUUGAUGAAAUGAGGAGCAGACUAAAAGAUUUAAUCGAGAUAAACAGCACCACAAAAGCAGUCCCACUCACAGUAUCAUAUGAUACGAUAACACUUCGCAAAUUUAGAAUGUGGAUCCAUAUCCAAGCUGUCAUAUACUCACUCAAACAUUUCGGAUUUUCAGAGCAAAGACUUGAUGAAAUUAAAUCCAUGUUUGUUGAGACCGGACUUCACAUUUUGGUUUUGUCAAUCCUGGUACCUGCAUUCCAUCUCUCGUUUGAAGUAUUUGCUAUGAAAAAUGAUGUGAGCUUUUGGAGAGGGAAAAAGAGUUUAGCAGGCAUCUCUAGGCGAUCAGUGUUCUGGAGGUGUUUCAGCACUGUUGUGAUAUUCCUCCAUCAGCUAGAAGAGCAAGCCAGCUGGCUCACCCUUAUCCCUAUGGGUUUUUUAGCAUUAAUUGAGCUAUGGAAAGUCAGCAGAGUCUUUGCAAUUUGGCCCAGUUUUAAAGAUGAUAGAGCAGACGACAUGGAGCGAGCAACAGAAGAACAUGAUUCCAGGGCAAUGAAAUUCUUGUCAUAUUUAAUGCAUCCUCUAUGCAUCAGUGGGGCUGUGUACUCUUUCAUAUAUCUCAGAAAUAAAAGUACUUGGUACUUUUGGAUCAUCAACAGUCUUGUCAGUGGGGUUUAUGCAGUUGGAUUUCUGUCUAUGGUUCCUCAAUUAUUUGUCAAUUACAAGAUUAAAUCAGUUGCCCAGCUCCCAAUGUCAGUGUUACUCUACAAAGGUUUAAACACAUUUAUAAGCGAUAUAUUUAGUGGAGUUAUAACCACUCCUGGACCACAUCCAUUGGCUUGUUUUAGAGAUGAUGUGAUCUUUCUCAUCUACCUCUACCAGCGCAGGAUUUACCGUGUGAACAAAUGUAGAGGUCGCGAUUAUGCAUCACACAGGAAGAAACCUAAAGGGAAAUCACACGAAGACUGAUCAGGUGCAUUAGAGGAAUCAUAGCAAGAGUUCAAGCUUCCUGCAUGCUAUACAAGAGGGCAGCAAGUGUAAAUAUGGAAGAAGACUGAAGCUUUUCUCCAAGGACAAAAUACAAUCACUUUCAGCAUGAAGAUGUUCUAAAGCGCAAAUGUAAUUUCAGUACCGCAUGAUAAGUCUUCUACUGAACAAGGCUGGAGUUUGUUAUUUCAUCUCUUUAAACAGUUUAAUGAUGAUUAACUUGAGAGAGAAUUGCAGAAUAAGAAUAUCUGCCACUGUAAGGACCAGAAUAUGUUAUGGCCUUAUCUAUGCUACGAUGAUCUGCACAAUUAAUGAACCAUCAACAAACUCUAAGCAGGUAUCCGUACCUAUGGUCAGAACCACAUGGCCAUAAGAAUACAGCUAUAGCUCAGGAGUCUAGUAUUUUUCCACAGCCUACAUGUUAAGUAUUAUAAGGCUAUUUUAUUUGGUCUUUAAUGUAGCAUGGAGAUUGUAGUGCUGAAUGGACAAAUGCUGCCUUUGUGUUGUUAAAUGCUGUGAUGUACACACUGCUACAGUGUGUAACUGGAGAGAGCUUUGUCACUGAGGUCAAUGCCAAUCUGUCAUGUACAGAAUAAAUAGUGUUGUACCUUUACCCAUAAAACACAAGGCAUGCUUCAGUACUGUCUUUAUUGAAAAUGUUUUACAUAAGAGUAUGUAAUCCAAUUUAUUCCAAAAUGAAGUAAAAGCUGCAACAUUUCUCAGAAUUGAAAAUAUUAUGUAUAUAUAAUUUUAUUUAUAUAAUAGUCAUAUUGUAUUUCAACUUGGAGUUGUUUUCUUUUAUGCUAAUAACACUAGAAACACUCAAAACUAGACAAAAUACAUAUGCAAUGCAUUGCACACACUUGGAUUUGAUGUGCUACACAUUGCAGACCUGAUCUUGGACCACAUAAGCAUAGAUUAGCCAAAUAGUGAUGGAUAUCUGUAGUUGAACUCUUUUCCCUAGUUAGACUAGUUUGUGUUUGAUGUCGAAGAGUCUGCCUGUGAGUAAAUAGAAAUGUUAAUGUGUCUCUGGUGAAUUUUCUUACUGAAUGUGGUAGUCAUAGACCAGGGAUCUGAGCAGUCUGCACUGACGUCUGUAUACACAAUACCCUCUGUGUGCACUAUAAUAACCAGCUACAGUUGUUCUGUAAGAAUGCUAUUGUGUUGUUGUGCCAAAGGGUCAAAAUCAUGAGGGGGUCCUAGCUGGGAUAGCUCAUGCCAUUCAGGAAAAUGAGAUAAAACAUCUGUUGGGUGGGUCUCUGAAGGGAGAAAGUCCUUUACUGUCUGAUAAGCAAUCACAUGCAGAUGUUGGUCGAGAAGCAUGGAGAACCUUUCUGGACUGCUGGUUUUCUUCCUAACUAUACACUCAGUAUAUUCUCUGAAGUGUUAUGUGUGCAGUUCCACUCCAUCUAAUGAGUACUGCAACAGAAAUGCAGAGGAGUGUCGGGCUCCUCUUGAUACCUGCAUGACCACUGUGGACAUACUGGGUGAAGUGAAAGUGAUCGUGAAGCAGUGUUCCAGUUUGAGAACAUGCGCAGGGGCUGCAGGGACAGCUUCACUUGAUGCAAGCGGAAAUGGAAAUGAAGUUGCGUGCUGUAGCAGUCACCUGUGCAACUUCAACACUGCAACAACCAUUCAGCUGUGCACAUGGCUACUGAGUCUACCCUUGUGUCUACUCACCCUACUCAUUAAACAAGAGGUUUAAAGAUACACAAAUGCAGCUCUAUUCAGUUUACACUUUUAUCUGACUAGAGAACUUGGUGCAAGUGCUCAAUAUUAAAAGGCCAGUUAAUUUUGUCAGAGCACUGAAGUUUAAGAACCUUGCUUUAUGUUUGGUAAUGGAGACCUGUAAUAACAUUAACAUGAUCUUUUGUGGAUGUUAAUGAAUGUUGUUCGCACUCUCUGCCAUGCUUUACCUACCAACCAAGCAAAUUAAUUCAUUAGUUAAAAUAUAUGCACAGGGAAGACAUAAUUGCACUAAGACAAGUUUUUCAUUCUUAAGCUGUAUUUCUGUUAAUGACAGUUCACUUAUUAAGUAGUUAUAGCACUAUUGUGCCAUCACAUGUUUAAACAUUAAGUUACCACUUGCAGAUGAAUAACUUGGUGUGAUAUGUUAAUGUAACAGUUAGUUCUGUUUAAAUCCUGAAGAAUGUCUAUUGGCAAAUAGUGUUCAAGUAUUCCAAAUAAAAUAUAACUACAUGUAACUACA